Aureobasidium uvarum is the source of this 1047-nucleotide messenger RNA. Lineage: Eukaryota; Fungi; Ascomycota; Dothideomycetes; Dothideales; Saccotheciaceae. The record is from the annotation of a GenBank genome assembly.
AUGAAGUACUCUAUCGUCUCUGCUCUGGCGCUUGCCGCUUCCUCGGUCAACGCCCAUGCCAUCAUGCAGCGUAUCAUGGUCGACGGUGUUGACCAAGGCUCUCUGACCGGCAUCCGUUCCCCUCCCACCAACAACCCCGUCCAAGACGUCACCUCCACCGACCUUCUUUGCGGUGCCAGCGCCGGCACUUCCUCCAAGCUCAUCACCAUCCCCGCCGGUGCCGCCGUCGCAGGUGCUUGGGCUCAUGCUCUCGGUGGCCCACAAGGCCAGGGCGACUCAGACAACCCUAUCGCCUCUUCCCACAAGGGCCCUACCCAAGUCUACCUCGCCAAAGUCGACGAUGCCGUUUCCGCUGCCGCCACUGGCCUCAAGUGGUUCAAGAUUGCCAGCGACACUGUGACUUCGUCUGGUGUCUGGGGCGUCGACGACAUGAUCAAGAACACCGACUCCAAUGGCUUUGGCUGGCAGAAGUUUACCAUGCCCAGCUGCAUUGCGCCUGGCCAGUACCUUAUGCGUGUCGAGUUGCUUGCUUUGCACUCUGCCAGUUCUGCAGGUGGUGCCCAGUUCUACCAGUCGUGUGCGCAGAUCAAGGUUACAGGUUCUGGCUCCUUCUCGCCUGCGUCGUCGGCUGAGAUCUCGCUCCCUGGUGGCUACUCAGCCACUGACCCUGGUAUCCUUGCCAACAUUUACGACACCUCCAUCUACACUUCAUACAAGGCUCCUGGACCUGCAGUCAUCAGCUGUGGCGCUGGCGGUGCUGCCCCCGUGUCAUCUAACAAGCCUACCACUUCUGCUGUUGUGUCGUCCAAGGUGCCUGUCACCACUUCUACUGCUCCUGUGACUACCAAGCCUGCUACUACCUUGUCGACUGUGGUCAAGACUUCUGAUGCUGCUGCUGCUCCUACUACUUCUGCUGCUUCGGGCUCUGGGUCAGGUACUGCUGCUAAGUAUGCUCAGUGUGGUGGUAAUGGAUGGACUGGAGCUACCACCUGUGCUUCGGGAUCUACUUGCACCAAGCAGAACGACUGGUACUCGCAGUGCACUUGA